AUGAUGGACAUCGACAUGCCAGACGCGCCUCCGAUGUAUCCACCAUUGAAACGUCGACGAGAGUCCGACUCCGAAUCUACUCGAGCCUCGUCGUCUCAGCCACACUCUCAGCCUAGCAUCCCAUACUCUAUAUCACCCAACGGCGACGCCCUAUCAUCUUCCAAACGUCGACAACUUGAAUCACAAGUUUUGCAGCGCAGGAUUUCGCUCUCCCAGCUGCAGCCUCACGUCGGACUCGUACGACCAACAUACAAACCAUACUGGCACGACGACGGAGACCUUAUCAUUGUUGUCGACAACCAUAUCUUCAAGCUUCCCAGGAUGUGGCUGUUGUCGUCGGAGAUAUUCGAGGAUAUGUUCUUAAUGGCGUUACCUCCAAAUCCGAAUUCGAGUACCACUAGUAUGGAGCCCACUUAUGCCGGCGUUGACGCGCAGGAGAUGUUCGAAGGCUGUCCUGUCGUUCAUCUGUCGGACAAGGCACAGGAUUGGAUGGCCGUUCUACAGUAUUUGGAUAACCCUCGUAACUAUCAAUUGGACUCGGCGGCGGAUGCGGAUGAUUCCAGUCAGUUCUGGGCGCGGUACAAUAUUCCGUAUGAGACCAUUGCGAGCGUGCUGAGGAUUUCGUCGAAGUAUGAGAUGGCGGAAUUGAGGAAGACGGCCGUGAAGCAUGUGUUUCGUCUGUGGCCGCCUUCGAUACGAAAGAUGGACGAACGCGCAUUUUCGCAUGAGAGGAUAGCACGCGAAUGCGACCUUCCCGAGAUCCUUCCCUCAAUAUUCUACUCCCUCUGUAUAGAGAUGCAUCACAGCACCCUCUCUCCCACCCUCCGAUCUCACCUCUCCCGGGUCGACCAACUCCGCAUCCUCCAAGCCACUCCGCGUCUCUCCGCAUUUCACAAACAAACGCUCGACAAAGCCUCUUUCGGCGCUGCGUGCGAACAUCAAUCAUGCGCUAUGAACCUCGAUAAUUAUUGGGCCCAGGCCAUGCAGGUGGUCGACAAGAACGCAUGUACAAAUCCCUUGGGAGGUAUACCAGGAUCUUUCGCGGGUGGGACAACGGCGGAGUGGGAUACUGCGGAUGUGGGUGGGUGGAUGAUGAGGGCGUUGUUGAUUAUGCUGGAGAAUAGGGUGGAGAAGGUGUGUCGGGAUUGUAUGGACUUGCAUUGGGAGUAUGUGGACGAGAGGAUGCAGGUGUUGGAGAUGAUCCUGCCGAGGUUUUUAGGACUUUGAGGCGAGUUGGGGUGAUGGACUCACGUUUCGUUUUUAUAGGUACGUAUGCAUAUGACCGUUCUUAUCUUGCUUUGCUCUGCUCGUCACAACGUUCUUAGUCGGGAUACACUACAUUACAUCAAUACUUGCUCCCUCGCUAUAUACGUCUCGUUAGUCAGGCCAUUUACAAC
Stereum hirsutum FP-91666 SS1 is the source of this 1397-nucleotide messenger RNA. RefSeq lists its product as uncharacterized. Bases 1 to 1227 code for a protein of 408 amino acids. The record is from RefSeq and is a predicted model, not a curated record. The transcript has 3 exons. NCBI's taxonomy places the organism in Eukaryota, Fungi, Basidiomycota, Agaricomycetes, Russulales, Stereaceae.